AUGCCUACCUCUCAUGAGAUUGAUACUGUGUUGACGACCCUUCGGAUGGAAGCGGACCCCGAACUUGCUCCCCUUUUCCUAGAGUUUGAGCAACUUUACGAACCAAAAUUGUGGCAUCAAUUGACCCAGCGAUUGAAGGUACUUUUUGAGGAUCCUAAAUCCUCAUCAAUCAGACUGAGACUUUACUCUAAUUUUGUCACCAAGUUUUAUGAUAAAAUUAAUCAAUUGAGUGUAGUGGAGUUCCUAUUACAGUCCUUAAAGCACCACGAGGACCUUGAUGAAUCCCUUAAGCUUUUGACCGAUCUACAGGAGUCAUUUAAACAAAUUGACGAGAAGAAGCAGAGAAACGAUGGUUUGAAGGACCAUGAGAAUGGCUGUUUACUGAUAGAAAUUGAAGUUGCAAGAAUUUAUCUUGCUAAGAAUGAACUAGUGAAAAGCAGAGAUCUACUAGACGAAUUGGAGAAGACUUUAGACAUCCGUGAUGCGGUUCCAUUGAAAGUUACAAAUGCAUUUUAUUCCGUCAAUGCUGAGUAUUACAGAUUAAAGAAGGACUUCAAUUCAUUUUACUAUACCAGUCUGCUUUACUUGUCUACCAUUCCACCACACGAAAAGCAACCAGAGGAAAAUGCAGACGAGUAUAAGGAAUUAGCAUACAAUUUGAGUCUUGCUGCUCUAUUGGGUGAUAAAAUCUACAACUUCGGGGAACUAUUGCAUCAUCCUAUAAUGAGGAGUAUCACUGACGAUGUGGACUACAACUGGCUGUUUGAACUGUUGAGUGCACUAACAGUGGGAGAUUUCGACAAGUUCGAACGUCUAGUUGAUAUACAGAUACCAAAAGUGCCCAUAUUACAUGAAAACGAAUGCUUCUUGAAGCAAAAAAUCUGCCUGAUGACCCUUGUGGAGAGUGUAUUUGUCAAAAACAUCAGAACCUUAUCCUUUGAUGAUAUUGCCACCGCUACACAUAUGCCUAAGGACAACAUUGAACAUUUGGUGAUGAGAGCUAUUAGUUUGAAUUUGAUCAAGGGAUCUAUCGAUCAAGUAAACGAACUGGUAUCUGUGACAUGGGUUCAACCAAGAAUUAUCAACAAUGAGCAAAUUGACAGAAUGAAAGACAAGUUGGUUGAGUGGAGACAAGAGGUUUCUGCCCUUGGUGAAAAGAUUGACGCUCAUGGUAAAUCUAUAUGGGUCUAA
Messenger RNA from Torulaspora delbrueckii, 1191 nucleotides. RefSeq names its product proteasome regulatory particle lid subunit RPN9 (gene RPN9). Gene Ontology annotation, molecular function: structural molecule activity. The coding region runs from base 1 to 1191 and encodes 396 amino acids. Gene Ontology annotation, cellular component: proteasome regulatory particle, lid subcomplex; cytosol; nucleus. Lineage: Eukaryota; Fungi; Ascomycota; Saccharomycetes; Saccharomycetales; Saccharomycetaceae. The transcript has a single exon. Gene Ontology annotation, biological process: ubiquitin-dependent protein catabolic process. The record is from RefSeq and is a predicted model, not a curated record.